Molecule: messenger RNA, 873 nt
Organism: Penicillium cataractarum
Lineage: Eukaryota; Fungi; Ascomycota; Eurotiomycetes; Eurotiales; Aspergillaceae
Exons: 3
Coding region: 1-873 (290 amino acids)
Source: RefSeq, a predicted model, not a curated record
AUGGCCACUGAAAGCACCCCCCGGCCUCGCGCCGCUACCACCACUAUACAUUCUAUGGGCCCUCCUUCACCUAUAACCAGACACUCUCGAGGCUGGAGUCAGGCUCACAGAAGUCCUGUCUUGAUCCAGGGAAGUCCGCCUUUGGGGAUGAGUGAGCAUGAUAUCACCAGUACGGCGCAGGGGCCGCUGCGUCAUCCCAAGCCCAUCACCCCGUCAGAUCUACAUUUGGUGCUAGAGAAGGAGCAGGAAGCCAUGGUGAACCGAUUGACUCGGGAGCUCUCUCUCCUUCGACAACAGACGGCCUCCGUGGCAUCAACUGCCUCCUCCACGUCGACCAUGAACGAUCCUAUCGAUGGGUUCCAUACCUCCCCGUCGUUGGGCAGCUCCACACACACCCACUCAUCACGGCGUCAGCGGUCAUCCUCCAGCCUGAGCUCCCACACUGCUGCCCAAGCCGCCAGCGUGACGGGAAUUGCACCCUCUCGUGAAACGAGUAUACCUUCUCGUUCGAACGAUACCUCCCAUCCUCGCACGGUUCGAAGCCGUGAACCGUCUCUCACCUCACGCCGCCCGUCGAUCGGGUCUAUUCCCUCUCACCCGCAAUAUUCCCAUGGCGAUCAGUUUUCCCAUUAUGGAAGUCCAUCCAUCUAUCCCCACCGCAGUUCGGUGUCACAGACUCACCUGGGAUUGUCAAGCAAUUCCCUUUCGCGGUACGAGGAAGCGGUCCUGCACAAGUCGGAGUUGGAACAUAUAAAGCGGGAGAAUGAGCAGCUGCGGAAAAGAGUUCGAGAGUUGGAAAAUGUGCUGAAACAGCAGAAGGAUGGGGAGCCGAUGACGCCGACGGAGACUCCGCCAACCUUAAGGGAUUCUUGA